Linnemannia hyalina is the source of this 1590-nucleotide messenger RNA. The record is from the annotation of a GenBank genome assembly. NCBI's taxonomy places the organism in Eukaryota, Fungi, Mortierellomycota, Mortierellomycetes, Mortierellales, Mortierellaceae.
AUGGAAGACAUCGAACAGACCCACAAUGCCCUCAAGCGACAUGUCGACGAUAGUGACAACGAUAACAAUGAUAACAACGAUAACGCACACGACUCACCCUCACCCAGCAGCAACACCAGUAACAGCAACAACGAGAGCUCAUCCAAAAAAGCACGCGUAGAUCACACCGAGGACCACUCUGCUGACGAAGAAGGCGACAACGCCAACACCGACAAGGACAGCCCGACAGAAGGCACUUCACGGAACGAAUCAGCAGAGCCUGUGUCGGAAGCAAGAGACCCUCAGACAGGACUGACAGAAUCGCAAACAAAGGCACUGGAACGGGCAAAGCAGUACGCAAGGGAAGUCCAGGAGGAGCUUGUCAAAGCAGGAGCACUCACGUCUGUGACCGAACCAGAGCCUUCCCUCGCCAUCGCCAACAUCUCAGAGCAGCGCAAAUCACUCUGCAGGAUCUAUGUCGGAUCAAUCUCCUUCGAAGCAACCGAGGACGAUGUCCGUCAGAAACUCAGUCGAUUCGGAGCCAUCAAGGAACUGGCACUCAAGGUCGAUACAGCAACAGGAAAACAUCGCGGAUUUUGCUUUGUCGAGUACGAAAUACCUGAGGCCGCCAUCCUGGCCGUCCAGGCGACGGACACGAUCGACAUUGGAGGGCGCCAUCUCAAGAUAGGUCGGCCCAAGAACUACGACGCUGCAGGAUUGGAUGAGCUGCCCCCAGCACCUGAAGAUCGCAUCUACGUAGCGAACAUUGGCUCGCUCGUAUCAGAGUCGGAUCUCGCCGGCAUCUUUUCUGCGUUCGGGGCUGUCGAGAAAUGUGUCCUCACACCCGAUCUCCUUACACGGAAACACCGCGGAUACGGAUAUGUUCAAUUCGAAUCGGGCACCUCCAUUGACACGAUUGUCGAUUCUAUGAAGGGCUUUAUGCUGCUGGACGUCCCUAUGGGCGUGUGCAAAGCCAUCAUUGGCGGUCCUUUGCCUGAAGGUAUGAAGUCUCUUGACGGUCUUCCACCUGUCGCUCCAUCAACUGCCUCGCCAUCCCAGAACCGCCCUGCUCCUCAAGCUGCCGUGUCCAAUUCUGUGAGCCCCGCCAUGAUCGCGAGGGCAACGGCAACGGCGGCAUCGACAGCACAGCGACUUGUGGCGAUUGGUCAGUCAUCGGGAGCCAACAUGGGUAACGACAGAGAGUCUGUGGCGUCGGAAGAGAACAUGAGUAUCAGUGGUAACCAACGGUAUUUGGUGAUGCAGAGUCUGGCACGGAGUGGUGGCAUCGUACCACCUGCUUCUGCGACUACACAGCAAGCCAAGGAGAUGGAUCACUCGACCGUUGUCCGGCUACAGUACAACGCGACUCCCGAGGACAUUGACGAUCAGUUGGAGGAAGAGUUCAAGGAAGAGUGCUCCAAGUAUGGUCCUGUCAUCCUGGUCAAACUUUUGCCGCUUUCCGAUGGCUUCCUUCGCAUUUUUAUCCAAUUUGCUUCUCCCAUUGAUGCGAGAUCGGCGGCGGCACAGUUGAACGGCAGACAGUUUGAUGGCAAGACUAUUCAGGCGACUCUUUUUGACCAGCAGGAGUACAUUGCCGGAAGACUUGUGUAA